Molecule: messenger RNA, 1767 nt
Organism: Staurois parvus
Lineage: Eukaryota; Metazoa; Chordata; Amphibia; Anura; Ranidae
Source: the annotation of a GenBank genome assembly
UCCAGUAAUGAGAAGCUGUUUUCCUGUCCAGAGUGCGGGAAAUGCUUCACUUGGAAAGGAGACCUCCUUAGACAUCAGAGAAUCCACACGGGUGAGCGUCCUUUUUCGUGUUCAGAGUGCGGGAAAUGUUUCACGCAAAAAGCAAACCUCAUCGUGCAUGAGCGAUUUCACACCGGCGUGAGGCCGUACGCUUGCUCCGAGUGCGGGAAAUGUUUCACUCGGAAUGGAGACCUCCUUACGCACCGGAGGACUCACACAGGUGAGCGUCCUUUUUCGUGUUCGGACUGUGGGAAAAGUUUCACGCAGAAGCACCAGAGGGUCCACACCGGGGAGACUUUUUCAUGCUCGGUAUGUGGAAAAUCAUUCACGAAGAAUUAUAAACUUGUUACACACAUAAGAGUCCACACCGGAGAAAAGCCCUUUCCUUGUCCUGAGUGUGGAAAAUGUUUUCCUUCUAAAGAGAACCUCAGUAGCCAUUUGAAGUGUCACACCAGUGAGAAGCCAUUUUCCUGUUCAGAGUGUGGGAAACGUUUUACCAGGAAGGCCUGUCUGAUUUCACAUCAGGACUCUCACACUACUGAGAAGCAAUAUUCCUGUUCCACGUGCGGGAAAAGCUUCACCUUUAAAAACAGUCUUCUCAGGCAUCAGAAGGUCCACACUGGGGCGCGGCCCUUUUUGUGUUCGGAGUGUGGGAAAUCCUUCCGGCACAAGUCGCACCUCGUGCGCCAUCUGAGGAAACACACGGACGAGAGGCCCUACUGCUGCUCAGAGUGCGGGAAACGUUUCAGGCAGAUCACUCACCUGAAAUCGCAUCACAGGGUCCACACGGGCGAGACUCCUUUUUCGUGUUCAGAGUGCGGGAAGUGUUUUAAUCGGAAACACCAUCUCAUCUUUCACCAGAGGGUCCACACCGGUGAGAAGCCUUUUCCGUGUUCUGUGUGCGGCAAACAAUUUUCACAGAAAGGGAGUCUCAAUGACCACAUGAAACUCCACACGGGUGGCAAGCCAUUUUCCUGUCAAGAGUGCGGGAAAUGUUUCACUCAGAAAGCAGUUCUCAUCCUACACCAGAAAAUUCACACCGGCGAGCGCCCUUUUUCCUGUGAGGAGUGCGGGAAAUGUUUCGGCCUGAAAAGGCAACUUCUUAAACACCAACGAUCUCACACCACCAGGCACAGUUUUCCAUGUUUAGAGUGCGGGAAAUGCUAUCUGUGGAAAGGAGACCUCAUGAGACACCAGAGAAAACACACCGGCGAGCGCCCUUUCUCAUGUUCGGACUGCGGGAAAUGCUUCACUCAGAAAGGAGAUCUUCAUAGACACCAGAGGAUUCAUACAGGGGAACGCCCGUUUCCGUGCUCAGAUGCGGGGAAGUGUUUCAUGCUAAAAGCCGGUCUUAUACGCCAUGAGAGGAUUCACACUGGGGUGCGGCCGUAUUCGUGUUCAAAGUGUGGGAAAGGUUUUAGCUCCAAUUCGUCUUUUCUUAGACAUCAAAGACACCACAGUGAAAUCAGGCCCUAUCCGUGUUUGGAGUGCGGAAAAUCCUUCAAGGAAAAAUCAGUCCUGGACCAACAUCUCAGAAUCCACAGCGGGGACCGGCCUUUUCCUUGCUUGGAGUGCGGUCAGCGUUUCAUCCAGAAAGCUCACCUGCGGAGACAUCUCAGAGUUCACACCGGUGAGACUCCCUUCUCCUGCAAGCAGUGCGGGAAAGGUUUUACACGGAAGGAUAUGCUCACCCUGCACGAGCAGAGACAUGUGAAUGAGCGCCCGUUU